AUGGCAUCCCGAAAUGAAGCACCUGUUAAAAAAAUGAUUAAUGUUUCUGAUUUGGUUAAGGGAACAAAAUAUAUCACUAUUGAAGUCCGGAUAAUACGGGUUUAUGAGAAGCCAAACUUUAUGAACAAUCUGGAAGCUGGUAGCAUUGAAAUGAUUUUGAUGGAUGUACAUGGUACAAAAAUACAUGCCAGUAUUCGAAGGAACCUAAUUGUUGCUUUUUGGCCAAAGAUUGAGGAAGGAGGAUUUAGACAUAUUUCAAAUUUUUUGCUACGUGAUAAUGCUGGAUACGAGCUAACUACGCAACAUAAAUUCACCAUAUCAAUGAAUUAUGGGUCGUCUAUAGUAGACUGCAAUCCUUUGGAUAUCCCACUAUAUGGUUUUGAAUUUGUUCCAUUUGGUGAUAUUUUGGCCAAAAAAGGUUCUGAUGUUUAUCUCAUUGAUAUAAUUGGACAAGUGACUGCGUAUAGUGAACUAACCAAGACCGCUAAAUCGAGGUGCAUGACUAUUGAGCUGAUGGACACAAAGAAUGACAACCUAACAUGUGUUCUAUGGGGCACAUAUGCUGAUGAGAUGAUAAAUUACAUAAAUGCUGAGGGAGCUAAUGGUGCAAUUAUAGUCAUCUUACAGUUUGCAAAACGAAUCAUGUAUAAAGGUGGUGUUCGUGUUCAAAAUUCUCGAUAUGAUUCAAGAUUGUUCAUUAACACACAAUUAUCUGAAAUUAUUGCUUUUAAAGAUAGAUGUAUGAGUGGAGUGAUUAGGGAAGAUGAUGUCAUCUGGUGUAGAAAGGAGAAUGUAGUGUUACGUAGUACAACACCAAGAUUCAAGAUAAAAUUGAUUGUUGCUGAUAAAUCUGGAGAUGCUUCUUUUAUGAUGUUUGAUAAAGAGGUGUCUAAAUUGGUUGGUAGAACAGCAAAAGAAAUGGUUGCCUCUCAAAAUCAGAUAGAAAACAAUGAGUUUCCUGAAGAAUUCAAAAGUCUAUUGGGGAAAAGAUUUUUGUUUAAGGUCACUGUGCCAUAUAAUAAUGACGUUGAUCAAAAUUAUUCCUACACUGUGAAUUCUACGUCGGAUGAACCUGAAUUAAUUAACAAGUGGAUUGAACUUUAUGUGAAGUUGGAGAACUCUAUUGUUGUGAAAAAAGAGAGUGAGGCAGAAAGUGUGCAAGAAUGUGAAGAGAUCAGGGAUCUCUCUCAUUCGGAGACAGACUCUUCUCUCUCCCACAUCACACCGCAAAAGAGGGCAACAUUACUUGAUGAACAUUCACCCUUAGGGAUGCAGCUUUCAACUAAUAAGAAACUCAAGUCUGUUGUGCCUCAAGAAGAAGAAUGA
Messenger RNA from Beta vulgaris subsp. vulgaris (sugar beet), 1326 nucleotides. RefSeq lists its product as uncharacterized. Lineage: Eukaryota; Viridiplantae; Streptophyta; Magnoliopsida; Caryophyllales; Amaranthaceae. The coding region runs from base 1 to 1326 and encodes 441 amino acids. The record is from RefSeq and is a predicted model, not a curated record. The transcript has 10 exons.